Molecule: messenger RNA, 1434 nt
Organism: Penicillium macrosclerotiorum
Lineage: Eukaryota; Fungi; Ascomycota; Eurotiomycetes; Eurotiales; Aspergillaceae
Product: DUF1479 domain-containing protein
Exons: 2
Coding region: 1-1434 (477 amino acids)
Source: RefSeq, a predicted model, not a curated record
AUGACGAUGUCAAGAAUUCUUUCAAAAACUGCUGUCCGGGCAGCAUCAACUUCCACCGCGGCCCAGACUACAAAAGCCGCUGGUGACAUCUCGUCGGUCUUCCCCAGUUUGAGACCUGACUAUCAGCCAGAGCCUCUCCCUCCACGUUUUCGUGAUUUGAAAAUGCGACUUUUUGAAAAAAAUGAGAAGGCGUUAAAAGACAGCUGGAAGAGACUGUUGCCCAGCUUAGAAGAAGAAAUCGAGAAGAUCCGGACAAAAGGCAGCGACAUUAUUCCCUCUGUGGACUACUCCGACAUUGUUUCAGGGAGGUUGUCUGAAGCGACUGUUAGAGAGAUUCGCCACCGAGGCACCGUUGUCAUCCGCAAUGUCUUGCCGCGCGACAAGGCCUUGGACUAUAAGCAGCGCAUCAGAGACUAUGUUGCCGCAAAUCAAGAGCGCGUGAAAGCUUUUCCUCCUGACGCCCCCUCUGUUUAUGAACUUUACUGGACUCCAGCGCAGGCUGAAGCCCGCGCUCACCCUAAUAUGCUCGAUACCCAGCGCUUCCUACAGCGCUUAUGGCACUCCUCCGACCCCAACAUAAAAUUAUCGACGUCCAAUCCUCUCACAUAUGGCGAUCGGUUACGUAUCAGAAGCCCCGGAGACGCGAAGUUCACACUUGGCCCGCAUGUCGACGGUGGUUCCCUCGAACGAUGGGAAGAUCCCGAGUACUCAAGCGUGUACGGCAAGAUUCUGGAAGGAAAGUGGGAGCAGUAUGAUGCGUGGGAUGCAAAGCAUCGUUUGACUGCCAAGAUGGACCUUUACAACGGCGCCGGUUCCUGCUCUAUGCUCCGGUUCUUCCAGGGUUGGCUUUCAAUGUCUGACACCGCCCCUGGAGAGGGAUCGCUGCACGUGUGUCCUAUGAUUGUGCACAGUACCGCGUACACCAUCUUGAGGCCAUUCUUUGAUGCCCAGAGUCAUCAACCAAACCUCGACGCGACAUUCCCCGGCUCCGUGCCUGGCGCUUGCCAGGAGUUCAACCCUGUGACCCACCCACAGUUAGAGCUCGAGACUACCAUGGUUUCAGUCCCAAAGGUUGAGCCCGGCGACUUUGUCGCUUGGCAUUGUGACUCGCUGCACUCUGUUGACAAAGAACACCGUGGCACCGGCGACUCAAGUGUGCUCUAUAUCCCUGCUACGCCCCUGUGUGACAUGAAUGCCGAAUACCUCCUGAAGCAGCGUCAGGCUGCGCUCACGCACUCGCCCCCAUGGGACUUCCCGGGUGCAGGAGGUCCCGGAGAAGCGGGCUUCCAAGGCGCGAUGGACUGGUCAUCAUUGAACGAGGAUGGUCAGCGCGCCAUGGGUCUCGGCAAGAAGUCCUGGGAAAUUACUGAUGCCAUGACGGAGGGUGAGAAGGAGGCCGUUCGGUCGGCGAAUAAGAUUUGUUUCGGCGUGUAA